Messenger RNA from Morchella sextelata, 573 nucleotides. RefSeq lists its product as uncharacterized. The record is from RefSeq and is a predicted model, not a curated record. NCBI's taxonomy places the organism in Eukaryota, Fungi, Ascomycota, Pezizomycetes, Pezizales, Morchellaceae. The transcript has 3 exons. The coding region runs from base 1 to 573 and encodes 190 amino acids.
AUGCGGAAUUACAUUGUCCCCUACGUUCGGAACUGCCACACCUGUCAACGAAGCAAAUCCAACACGCAUGGAAAACUCGGCGUACUUCGACCUUUACCAAUUCCCAAACAACCAUGGCAAGAGGUAUUAAUGGACUUUGUUACUGGCCUACUGGAGAGCGAAAGAUGUGACACCUCCUGCCCUGUAAUACCACCGUCAACUCCGAAGAUGUCACCCAACUAUAUCUGCGAAAUCUAUGGAAGCUCUACGGGCUACCCACACAUGUCACCUCAGACCGCGAACAAUAUCUAUGUAGAUAUGUCUCUUAUCAACAGGGGCGAUUGGGUAAAAUGGCUUCCUAUGGCAGAAUUCUCCUCCAACAAUCAGGUCUCCGCAUCCACUAAAGCUACACCAUUCUUCACGAACUAUAGUUUCCACCCCCGGUUUACAUUGAUGAUCAAAUCGCUUGACAGGACCCCACCAAGCCUCAAUAUUAAAGACUUCGCCUUGAACAUGAAAGAACUCCAUGAACACCUACGUUCCAAUAUACACACGUCGCAAGACCCACAAGAGCAGGCCGUUAAUACCAAAUGA